Messenger RNA from Dendrobium catenatum, 2391 nucleotides. RefSeq lists its product as uncharacterized. Bases 181 to 1962 code for a protein of 593 amino acids. The transcript is spliced from 7 exons. The record is from RefSeq and is a predicted model, not a curated record. Gene Ontology annotation, molecular function: UMP kinase activity. Lineage: Eukaryota; Viridiplantae; Streptophyta; Magnoliopsida; Asparagales; Orchidaceae. Gene Ontology annotation, cellular component: cytoplasm. Gene Ontology annotation, biological process: UDP biosynthetic process.
ACGUGACACUUCCGUAUCCCGUGGGUCACCGCGAACUCCCGCCGUUACCCAUUUAAUCGUCCUUGUGCGGAUGUGAAAGCUCUUCUCGCUAACGUCGUCUGCCUCCCGUUCCAUCUUUGCGUGGCCCCGCCUGCUUCGGAAUCGGAAACCCUAACCCUAACCUAACGCCGCCACCAACCCAUGGCCUCAUGCGAUGACGACUUCUCUCUUCUCGGGGACGAAGUGCACUCCCACCACCCACACCACCAGCAGCAGCGGCAAGAUUCGGAGUCCGUUGCCGCUGGUGCCGCCGCUGGUGUUCUUAACUUUUCUACCCAUAGGUACGUCUCCAAGGCCAACGUUCCGAUCCACUCCCGUUCUCUUGUUUUCAACAAUAUCAUCAGGAAGAAAGUUCCUAUUGGCCCUGUGGGAGACGACCAAGAUCAAGUGGGCUACGCCGAGGCCUUUGUCCCGACGGAUGUGAAUACACAAAGCCAUUGCUUCGCCGAUGACGACCCUGUAUCGAACCCAUUCGAGCCGCUUCAUCCUCGCGAGGAUGAUGGCGUCGACGGGGAUAAUAGCCCCGACCGCAGGUGUAGCGCAGCUGCGGCUGCGGCCGUGGCAUCGGUCUCUCACUUCCACUACCAACAGCAGCAGCAGCAGCAGCAGCCGCUGGAAGCUUCCCAUGCUGAAAAGAAGCGCAGGGAUCGGGACGAGCUCAGCGAUGAAGAAUCCCCUUAUGGCUACAACAUGAGCAACAAGAGGUCAAGGUCGUCUUCAGUCGCGCCGUCAUCAUCCGGUGACUAUCGCAAGGACCGGGAGGAGUGGAGCGAUUCGGCCAUUGGCUGUCUACUUGAUGCGUUCACUGAGAAGUACAUACAGCUGAAUCGGGGAAACUUAAGGGGAAGGGACUGGGAGGACGUUGCGGCUACAGUGAGUGAGCGAUGCGAGAAGCAGAAGUCCGGGAAAACUGUGGAGCAGUGCAAGAACAAGGUUGAUAACCUUAAGAAGCGUUAUAAGGUUGAAUGCCAGCGCCUUAGCAGUGGAAGCAUCGCUGUUAGCCAUUGGCUAUGGUUCAAGAAGAUGGAGCAAAUUGUCGGUUCCUCUUCCUCCUCAAAGACUGCUGUGGAUGAUGAUAAAGCUGCUGCACUGGGUGAUUCCUGUCCUGCUUCGAGACAAUUGAAGAGAUAUCCUGGUACUUCACCUGGUUCAUCUAGCUUAACAAGUAACAUUAAGUUGAAAUCACUACCAAAUCCAAGAUGGAAGAGAGCUGUCUUGAAAAUUAGUGGUUCUGCAUUGGCUGGGACCGGCCCACAGAAUGUUGACCCAAAGGUGAUGAUGCUGAUAGCUAAGGAGGUUGCUAUGGCAAGCCGUGUUGGCGUUGAGGUUGCAAUAGUUGUUGGAUUUCGAAAUUUUUUCUGUGGUGACGCUUGGGUGGCUGCCACUGACACGGACAGAACUACUUUAUACCAAGUAGGGAUGAUGGCAUCAACCAUGAAUGCCUUACUGCUCCAGGCCUCCUUUGAGAAGAUUGGCAUCGAGUCUCGUGUUCAAACUGCAUUUAUGAUGCAAGAGAUCGCUGAUCUGUAUAUUCGGCAACGAGCGAUCCGCCAUCUCGAAAAAGGACGGAUUGUUAUAUUCGGAGGAAUUGGAACUGGAUCAGGAAGUUCUCUCUUUUCCACUGACACAGCUGCUGCUCUCAGAGCGUCUGAGAUUAAUGCAGAUGCUGUGUUGAAAGGAACUACCUCAGAUGGUGCUUAUAUCUGCCAUUCCAGGAAUGAAAGCUCCACAUUUGAGCACAUCUCAUUCAGGGAUUUAGCCAACAGAGGCUUCACAUCAAUGGAUAUGACUGCAAUCUCUUUUUGUGAAGAAAGCAAUAUUCCUGUUGUUCUGUUUAACCUUCUGGAACCUGGCAAUAUUUCGAGGGCCCUUUGUGGAGACCAAGUUGGCACCCUUAUUGACCAGUCAGGGAGAAUUAGUUAGCUGUGCUUUGUAUAUAGUUAGAUUUCGUUUGUGACGGUUUUCUUCCUGCUUCUAAAAACGGCUUUUUAGUAUAAAUAUUUUAAUAUUUGUACUAAAAAGCUGUUUUAAGAAGCUGUAAGAAAGCCAGCAGCUUUAUUAGGAUUUUGAUUUCUUCUCUCUGCUAUGGUCUAGAUUUAUGUGGACCUAGAGGCUCUUUUGCUUCUGCAGGAAGGGUAGAAUUAGGAAACUAUUCAUUCAUGCUGUGCAUUGGGGAUUCUGACUUGUAUAAUUAAGUUGCCUGAUGACUGAAGAAUGAAUAUAGAAAGAACAACUGGAUGUACAUUAAUGGCUCUUUAUGGAUGUAACUUAUUUAUCUUCUGUAAAUUAUCUAUAAGAACAUUGCUGUAAUUACUUUUUUGUGCAAAACAUGCAAUUUUUGUUCUUUUGCCA